Molecule: messenger RNA, 1080 nt
Organism: Knipowitschia caucasica
Lineage: Eukaryota; Metazoa; Chordata; Actinopteri; Gobiiformes; Gobiidae
Source: the annotation of a GenBank genome assembly
AUGUUAACAGUCCACUUCGCCAAAACGACCCCUCAUCCCCUCUCCAGUUUUGUUCUGCUACGCCAAAACAUGCAGUUCCUGUUCCAGGACGCCUGCCAUCAGCUGCUGCAAGCUCCUCCCCGUCCGGAUCAAGAAAAAGAAGUAAUAUCUGUGUUAUGCACAAAUAAUACGUCCUCAGCCCAUUUAAUGAUUUCAAGCAUUGAGAAUGAAGUACAAAAGAUGCUAAGAAAUCCGCAGCCGAACACAAAUCACCUCCAAGCCUUGUGUAGGGUCUACACUGGAAUUUGUCGUCAGAGGAAAGACUUCGAAAGGGCUCAAAUCUUUGCUUACAAUAUUCUCUUUGCAGACUCCCCAGAUGCAGCCAAAAUGAUUUUAUUUAUGUUUACCACAUGGCCCAAGGUUUUCUCAUACAAUAGUUUGCUGUGUCAAGCAAUACAUGCAGUCACCAAAUUGAAGACGCCCGCUGAGCUCCUGAGCUGCGUGUCUCAGUAUCUUGGCUGGGAUAAGAAACCUCCCUGUGACAUUGACACAGUAAUUUUCAAAACUCUGUCUGAGAUACGUUCUGGAUCAACGCUGUCGUUUGUUAAACAUGAUAGAUAUGGAAUUGACUUGGCACCGGAGGCUUGGCAACACAUUUUUACAGUUCAGCUCUUAUGUACAAACAAAGACUGGAAAUGGACUUAUGGAAAUCUUUUGAGUAAGGAGUUGUGGCCCUUGAUGAACUCAUGGGUGUCACAGUCGAGAGACCAGCAGAUACCGGUUUCCGAUAUUACAGUUUCCACUGUUCUGAGACUUAUUGGACGGCUUGGUCAGCUUGGGAUCAAACAGAAAUGUGUUUCCUCUGUGAUGACUGUAGCCAAUGUCAUCAACACAUUUGGAAGGGAUGGAAAGUCUGAAGGUGUUCCCUGGGAGGUCCAGUUAGCUGCGAUCUACUGCAUAUAUGACUUGUCCCCCUGUAAUCCUAAAAGUGCCCUUGAAGCCCUCGCUGGGUGGAGAGAAGAAACCUCUCAGAGAGUUCCCCCUGGCAUCACCAGCUGCAUUAACCAAAUGGCCUCAUUGUGUCGACUGGUCAAAUCUUAA